CUUUCAUCAGCACCAGCCCUUCUAAGCAGAGGUACAAGCUGCAUAGUACAGACUCUGCCCAGAAUGACGUCAGCCAGCCUCUAGCAGCAGGACCAGAAGUGAUUGAAUGCACACAACAGCCGGGCAGACUCUCUUCGUAUUGCCAUCCAAACCCCAGCAACUGCAAGGCAUAAACCACAGGCAAUGCAUGCAUCUCAUUCAAUUUAAACCAGGUUUCCUGUCUUUCUGGCUUUGUCUUUGGAAAAGACAGGCUACAGAUUGAUGCUGCAUAGGAGGCACAGAAGGAAAAGGAAUUGCCAGAUCUUCUUUGCUACCUAAUCAGGAGGGUGUCACCAUCUUAUUAAUAUCAGCUGGAUAUUAAUAUUGUAUAUUUAGAGGGGUCUCUCAUUCAGUCCAUUAUUUGCUUGUCCUUAAGACUGAAGGUUCCUUAUUCAUCCAUGUGGCUUUCUGUAACAAGACCAGAUACUGCAGCUUGCCGCAUAGAUUAGAUGUUUUUUUCUCUGCCUCAAGAUGUGAUACUUGUUUUGGAUUGGUAUUUUACCUUAAUGUGAGCUGCCUGCUUAGAGCUGAGGAUGGGAGCUGUAUGAAUAUCUACGGAUCUGUAUGAGCAUUUACCUACACAUGACUGUGGAUCACUGGUGGGGUUUCUGCACGUGGUCACAGUAAGAGAAGCCCUGUGCACCUCUUCUUUGGUACAAUUCAUCAAACAAAGGAAUCUUAGCAGGCAGGGAAAGCAAUGCUCCGGUAAAGUGCACUUGAUCAGGAGGCAUUUUAGGAUUGUCAUUGUACUGGGAGGGAUGCAAGAUAGGAAAGGAUUUUCCCUGCUGCUGUCUAGAAGGCUCUCUCCUUCUAUCUACUUUUCAUCUCUGAGGUCAGGGGGUAAAGAAACAAUCUACUUUGGAUCUGUAUAACUGCCUUUUAUCUUAUUAAUGUGGACACACUCAUAUUUUAUUAUUUAAAAUACAUCUUAUCAAUCAUUCAUUUAUUUCUGAGUAAUAACUCAUGCUCAUACCUAUUGCAGUGUGUAUAAUAAGGAAUUAUAACAUCAUUGCAUAGAAUCGACAACAUGACACACUUGCAGGCAGGCCUUUCUCCGGAGACACUAGAGAAAGCACGAUUGGAGCUAAAUGAAAAUCCAGACACCUUGCAUCAAGACAUCCAGGAGGUAAGGGACAUGGUAAUUACAAGGCCGGAUAUAGGCUUUCUCAGGACUGAUGAUGCUUUCAUCUUGAGGUUUCUAAGGGCCCGGAAGUUCAAUCACUUUGAGGCAUUCCGCUUGUUGGCCCAGUACUUUGAGUAUCGCCAGCAGAACCUGGACAUGUUCAAGAACUUCAAGGCCACAGAUCCAGGCAUCAAGCAAGGACUCAAGGAUGGCUUUCCUGGGGUGCUAUCCAAUCUUGAUCACUUUGGUAGGAAGAUCCUGGUUUUGUUUGCUGCAAACUGGGACCAGAGCAGGUAUACUCUAGUAGACAUUCUACGGGCAAUACUGCUAUCACUAGAAGCUAUGAUAGAAGACCCAGAACUACAAGUCAAUGGAUUUGUUUUGAUUAUAGACUGGAGCAACUUCACCUUUAAACAAGCAUCCAAACUUACUCCAAGCAUGCUGAGACUUGCCAUAGAAGGUCUGCAGGACAGUUUUCCUGCACGCUUUGGAGGAAUCCAUUUUGUAAAUCAACCUUGGUAUAUACAUGCCCUGUACACUGUUAUAAGGCCUUUCUUAAAGGAAAAGACACGGAAAAGGAUAUUUUUGCAUGGGAAUAACCUAAACAGCUUGCAUCAACUAAUUCAUCCAGAGAUUCUACCUUCUGAGUUUGGAGGAAUGCUACCACCAUAUGACAUGGGAACAUGGGCAAGAACACUGUUGGAUCAUGAGUAUGACGAUGAGAGUGAAUACAAUGUAGAAACUUAUAGUAUGCCAACAAAAGAGGUGGAAAAGGACUUGUCUCCUAAAGCCAUGAAAAGAUCACAGUCAGUAGUGGAUCCAGGGGUGCUGAAACACAAUGACAAAAAUGAAGAAGAAAACCUGCAACCUUUAUUGUCGCUUGAUUAGCACUUUCAUGGCAAAAUGCUCUGCUAAAUGACAGAAUUUCCAGAAAUAGUGAAACACCUUAUAAGAAUGUAACUGGAAAAUAUUAUGUAUGUAAUGUUACGAAAUGUAAUCACACAAAAGUGUUUCCAUUCUUUGCAGUUCUGAGAGAUCACCAAUGCAUUUAAUGCAUUUAUUCUGUAAGUGACAAUUUGUCUGUAAAUAGAGUUCAGUGUACUGUAAUCUCUCUUUAGAUUUAUAAGUCAUGACUAGAACAUGUGAACAAAAUAUAAACACCAAUUUAUGUCUGAAAUGUGUAAUGUUCACAAAAACUGACACAACAAAGAAUAUAUAAUUGUCCUAGGCUCCAUCUUUUUAUAUAAAGCCAUAAAGCAGCUGCCACACUGCAUUUACUUUGAAUACCGCAUAGAGGAACUUCUGUACAAAAUGGUUUUGCUAAUUAAAAAAAGACAUUUCUAACUGUAUAGCAUAUCAUCAUAUUGGGGAGUGCCGUUUACCUUUCUUGGUUUUAUGAAUUAAAAAAACAGAGGAAAGAAUAUCUGUACUGUGCCAAAUCAGCUUGUUUUGGGGAUUUGUAAUGUUAUUUUUAUAGUGCCAUUACAGCCUUGUCAGUGAAAUGUAUAAAAAUAACUGAGUGCAAACAAAGUGCUAUAAUAUGGAAUUAAUUGGAUACACUCAAAACAUUUUUGGAUCUCAUUUUAUCUUAUUCAGAGAGAGAGUCAAUAUUGCUUCACAAUUACAAAGAAAUCCAAUAAUGAUAAUGUUGUCUACAAUCUUGUAUAUUGUUUAAUGUUGGGUUCAUGUAGUCACUCAGAGCAUAUUUUAUCAUCUGCAAAUUGUACACAACCACAUUAGUUCAAGCUAUACCAUGUGUUAAUAGAAACAUUAUCUUCAGGCAUUUCCAAGAUGUGUUAUACAAAUACACUACUGUACACAUUUACAGUGAAGGAAAUGAUUUUAAAUCUCAUCUUAUUUAUCAAGUCCCUUUAUGUGGGUUAUGUAAUACAAAGUAAUUUCCAACACAAUUUUAUAUUGGUUACUAUACCUUGGCAGAUUCUGUGCUCAAAGAGUGCAUAAUCAAAAGGUGUAUCAAAAAACAUAAUAUUUAAUAUACAGCCAGACCCUUAUUAAUCUAUGAGGAUGGCCUUGGAAUGAGCAAAAACACAAGUUAACAGCUUAGUUAAAUAACAAAGGCUCUUUCAGAAGUAUACUGUAAAUAACCACAGACAAUUUUUUUAAUCUGUGCUGGGGCUGGGAAGAAACACAGUAAUCUUAAUGUUAUUAAUAAGAAAUUUCAGUUUGUAAUUUAAAUGGUUGAAAAUCCUUUUUUACCCUUUGUACAAAUUGUGUUUUUUUCUGGCAUGUGUGUAAAAACUAUGCCACGUUAACAGUGUUUUAAAAUCUUGCCAGGAUACAUACUGUAUGUAGUGUAUUGUACCGAAAAGACUUGGGCUCACCCACAUCUAGUAAUCCAAAGCAACCAAUUAGAUUUUGUUUUGAACAGUUGACCUGUAAAUGCUACCCCCUGAUUGGUUGCUAUGGGUACUAGACAAGUAGAAAUGUCCAACCAUUUAUUAUUACAUUACUGCCAUAAAAUACUUUGUUUUAAUUUUUCAGCAGGGGCAUUUAUAAAUAUAGACUUUGGCCUGGAUGUUCAUAUGCCCAAAGAAUGUUUCAGAUUUCUUUAAAUUUGCACUGUAUAGUUUAGUUUGUUCUUGUAAUUCUUAAACCUGUCUUAUUUAUCAUAGUUUGCUCCAAAACAGAUUGCCUGUGCUAGAUAAAAAUGGAGUCUGACCACAGUCAAUGAAAAAUUUGGUCUUGUAACCCAUAGGUACCAGUCAUAAAGUAUGUAUGCUUUUUAAUAAGAGGCUGAUACAUGCUACUUGCUUGCUGGUUGCUAUGAAUUACUACAAGCAAAGCCCUCUUAGAAAUUGUUUUAUUAUGUUCCCUACACAUUCACAUAGUCUACUACAUAUACAAGGUCUGAGAAAACAUAAUUGAUAACAAAUAUGUGUUGUGCUUAAGAUGAUUAAAUUUCGGUAUGUAUUUAAUAACACACUAUGACAUAAUUUUGAACUAUUAUUUAACAAGAAUUUUUAAAACUUUAGUCUGUAUUUGUGCUUUUGUAGCUGAAACCCCCAAUACACUUUGUUUUAAUAAAUUACAUAAAGUUAUCUGCAAUGCAGUCACAUUUCCAACGUGAUAGAACAUUUUAAGAUAUUUUUUUUCUUUGGGACCUGGAAUGUGUAUAACCAUGAACCCCACAUAAGAGAAUGUACAUGUUUUGUACAGGAUUGGUACCAUAGGUGACGCUGAGAUGCACUCCAGAGAGACAGUAGGCCUUUGGCUGUUACUAUGGUAACAGAAUGAUUCUUUCUCUAGCUGAUGUGCUAUGUCUGUGCAUUAUAAAUAUUUAAUGUGAGAAAAUGUUUUUGCUGCCAUCCUUUUUCAAAGGGAGAAUGAAAUCAGGACACACUGCUCUUUAUGGAGAAUAUUCUGUAUGAUCUUGCCUUUUAAAAAAAGGUAAGAUCAUCCUUCUGCAUUGCUUGUAUGGAAAUAUAAUAUUCCACUCUACUGCAUUACUUGUAUGGAGAAAUAUUUAAUAUUGAAUAUUUAUUACUGGGCAUUGUAAAGCAUGAAAUAGGCCACAAAUAAAGCCAUGGAUUAAGGCUAUCCCUGCUAAAGGCCACAUGUAUCCAACACACUGCUGCUCAUGCCACUGAGUGAUCUGCAUCCCCUCCUACAGGGGUAAUCUUAACUCCUGGCCUGUUAAAAACCCAUAAUGCAAUGACACCCUUUUGACACUGUUUUGUGGCAUAUGAUGUUAAGGAAGUAAGAUUUAUUAUUUAACGCUUUCUCUACUUCUAUAGCUAUUCUUAUCAAAGAUAAUGUUUGUGUGAUGUUUGUGGAUUGAACCAGUUAAAAGGAAAUAUUUUUACAAUCUAUCAACAAAGUGUUUAAAUAUGACUUAAUACAUUAGGAUAAAUAUUUUAUUUAUUUGUAUUUAUUUAAUUUAUUUUACCAGGAAUAAAUUUAUGUGGAUUCUGUAGUCUCUUCUUUUUUGUCUUGCCGUAUUUUCAGAGUGUGUUUUCUGCACACUAUGUACAGUACGGGUAUAAAUAUUUCUUUAGACACAUAGCCAAAACACUGUAAUGAUAUCUGCGCAUGUGUUGAUGUAUAUCUUUAACAUUACAAUAAAAAUGCAUUAAUUAUUA
Messenger RNA from Xenopus laevis (African clawed frog), 5262 nucleotides. It is a transcript of the gene clvs2.L, whose product is annotated as clavesin-2. Gene Ontology annotation, cellular component: endomembrane system; membrane; cytoplasmic vesicle. Bases 1067 to 2050 code for a protein of 327 amino acids. Gene Ontology annotation, biological process: lysosome organization. The transcript is spliced from 5 exons. The record is from RefSeq and is a predicted model, not a curated record. Gene Ontology annotation, molecular function: phosphatidylinositol bisphosphate binding. Lineage: Eukaryota; Metazoa; Chordata; Amphibia; Anura; Pipidae.